UGUGAUCGAUGUUCCAAAAGCUUUGAACAAACUGCUUUUAUCAGUAAAACCGGAAAACCUACAAAAAUAUGUUAUGAAUGUCGGCAAAAAAAUUUAAAUACCUACUAUGCUACAAAACCUAAUGAAAAUGUGUCUUACGAUCAAGGUCCUAUUGAACCUAAUGAAAUGAAAAAAAAAUUAUUUGAACAUAUUCUUAAGAUUGGAAAUAAUGAAUAUGUUGAAAAUGAAAAUUCCAGCAUAGAUUUUUCGUGCAAAAUAUCAACUGUUUUACUAAAAACUAAGCAUCCACGAAAGCAUGAAAAUUUCCAUAAACAGCGUGAUAGAGGAUAUAUUGAACGAUUUUCCUGUAAUGGUACUUUAAAAAUAGUACUUAAUAUGGAAACAAACAUAGCAACAAUUGAUCUUCAGCAUAAUUUACUUCAUAAGCGUCCAGAUCGGUUUAAUACAUCUGAUGAUAUUAAAGCUGAAAUAAAGAAGAAUAUUCAUCUUACACCCGCAGAUAUUUUUAAGCAAUUGGAACAACAAAAUCCAAACUUAACUCAAAAACAAGUUCACGCAUGGUGGUCCUAUUUUUUAAAAAAGGAGUAUAUUUGGGAUGAGAAUGAUCAAUUAAAUUCUGCAAGAAUACUUGUUGAACAAAAUAAAUGCAAGAUCGCUUUGUUCAAUACUCAAAAUAUUCAAUAUUUGGGUUUUGUGACAUCAUUUUUUGAUUUAUUAAAAAAUAAUUAUGAGAUCGUC
This is a messenger RNA of Cetraspora pellucida, 738 nucleotides long. Lineage: Eukaryota; Fungi; Glomeromycota; Glomeromycetes; Diversisporales; Gigasporaceae. The record is from the annotation of a GenBank genome assembly.